AGGCGGCAGGCGAUACAACAGAACGGAGGGGAAUAAACUGGGCCAACAACUUUAAAAGUACAAGCGGCCGAAGAAGAGGCGGAGGAAGAGCCAUCAUGCGAAGUGCAUAGACCAGGAACAAUAGUAAAUGCCACGUCAGCAGCAGUAGCAGCAGCAGCAGCAGCAGAAGCAGAAGCAGCUACAACCACAGCAAGAGCAACAGCAACAGCAACAGCAACAGCAAGAACAACGACCGUAAAAACGAGUCAACAACAGCUUAAAACAUAAUCCUCUAUCUAAAGGCAACAAGCGGAUAGAGAGACGGCGAGACAGCACGAAAGAGAGAAGAAAAGCGAAGCACGGGGGAGGACAAGACUGAGACGGAAGACGAAGACGUGACACGGAGACCAGAGACGGGAGACCGCUCCCCCAGUGAUGGGAGAGAGUACAAAGCGACAUUGGAAGUGACGAAAAAUCGUUGCUGUAAUUAGUGCUGCCAAAGCGCGUAUGAAUAAAAAGCCUGGCCCGCAGCGGAAACGGAAAUGCUGGCGACAGACGGCCCACUUAGCGGAGACGGUGGUGGCCACUAAUGGAACAUCGCGCGAUCAUGUCCGACGUUGAGAAGGCGACCAAGAUUAAGGGCAAGCAGCGCCUGCCAGAGGAUGACGGAGAUGCUGCUGACGAAGCAGGGUCAGGGCCAUGCUCGGCUGUGGGGGUAAAGACCACGGCCACACUGAUGGCCAAGAAGAAGAGCUGCCCGCAACGCUGUCUCGGACAGCUGCUGAAGCUGGUGCUCUCGACGCCCGGCCUUAUGCUGCUGGUAACGCUCUACUCGGUGCUGGGCGCCCUGAUCUUCCCACUGCUGGAGGCGCCGCAGGAUCUGAACAAAUCGGCGGCCAUAGCCAAGAGCCGCGAGGACUGUCUCCGUGAACUCUGGAUCAUAACGGAGAAACUUAACGUUCUGUACGAACGCAACUGGACGAUGCUGGUGCACGAGCAGCUGCGUCGCUUCGAGGGAUCCAUUGUGGCUGCCACACGCCAAGGAGCCGCAGGAGUGGGUGGUGCAGCCAGCUUCCAGUCAGCCAGCGCCAGUGCCCUGGGCCACUUUGGCUACGAUGCAGGCGAUCCACAGAGCUGGACCUUCAGCGAAGCCCUACUCUACUCCGUCACUGUGAUAACGACAAUUGGUCAUGGCAGUCUUACUCCCCGCACUGCUGCUGGAAAGCUGGCCACCAUUUUCUACGCCCUCAUCGGUGUGCCCCUGAUGCUGAUGUGCCUGUCCAGUCUGGGCGCGUUGCUCGCCGAGGCAUUGCAGUGCACGUACAUGCGACUGUGCUGCCAGCUGCAAAUGCAUCGGCAGCGAAGGAAGCCAGCUCAGGGGGCCAGCGCGUCGACAGCUACGACAGCGAAACCAACAGCGACGACGACAGCGACAAAACGUCGCCAGGCAGCUGGCAAUGGGGCCAAUUGCAGGAGCUGCAAAUACGAUGCGGCCAACACGGAGACGAGUCUGAACGAGUGCUACGAAUACGGACAAGGACAGAAGGCGGCAGCAAGGGGCAAGCUGCCACCGGGUAAGGGAGAAGAUGCCUGUCAAUUGUUGCACAGCUUAAAUCAGCAGCAGCAGCAACAUUUUUACCCGCCACAGCAACAGCAGCAACAACAGCAGCAGCAGCAGCAGCCGGAUGUCAUGCUAAUGACAACAACAACAACGGGCAGCGCAAUGUUGAAAUAUGCACCGCAACAGCAGCAACAACAGCAGCAGCAGUUAUCGACAGCGAGUCUACCGCGGCAACAUCACCCACAUCCACAAGCCCACGGCCAUGCCCAUCCCCAACAGCAACUUCAACAGAAUUUUGUCGCCGUGCCCAGCAGCAUGCUACGGUCAAUGCCUCUGGCUAUGCCGCCCAAUUGCUAUGGGCCUGCCACUGCCACGAUUUACUUUCCAUUUGCACCGUCUGCAGCGGGCAGUCCCCAGCACUCCCACCAUCUGGCCGCGACGACAGAUGCAGCCCAUGGACCCGGAUCUGGGCCUGGGCCUGGGCCUGGGCUGGUCAAGUACCACACGAUUCAUUUGCAGCCUGCCUCCUCGAAGCACCGACUGCUGGCCUCGGCUCUGGACCAGCCUUCCAUUGUGGGCCAAGGCGCCGAGUCCACGGCCACCCUGGAAUCCAUAACAUUGCCACCGCCGCCAGCUUACCAAACAGCCAGUAUUCAUGCUGUGCGACGCGGAAAGUUCGUGACCAAACCGUUGCCACACGAGAUCAAUGCGCUGAUGGACUCUGGAACGGUAGCGGGCGCGGGAACGGGAACGGGAACAGGAACGGGAGAUGCUGAUUUAUCCAGCAGGCAUGAUUUAUUGCCAUAUGCAUUAAAAACAGCAGCAACAAGCACCGCAGCAUCAGCAUCACCAGCAGCCUCCUCUCCUGCAUUGUUGACCUACACGGCUGCAGCAACAGCAGCGACGGCGGCGGCGGCGGCGGCGGCGGCGACGAGCCCACAACUGUCUGGCGGCAUUAAAGCUGCCACAGGAGGAGGCGGUGCCGCAACAAUGUCCGAUAACAGUUUUAUAGCCGCAGGUGUCUGUGGCAUGGCUGCAACAGCAACAGCAACAGCAUCAGCAGGAACAACAUCCUCGAGUGCUGCAGCCACAUUGUCGACCCUGCUAUGCUCCAACGCCACUGGCAACGUGGACAUCAUGGAGGACGAGGAUGAGCAGGAGCGAGAGCGCUUGAGCAACUGCCCGCAUGGCACGCCCUCGCGGGUGCCGCUGAUAGCCAGCCCCCUGAGUGUGCCCCAGGACUCGGGUGAAAGGAGUGGAGGCUGCGGACAGAGUGGCUCGCGGGGCCUGUUGAAUGCCACGGCCGCCUCGUUCCACCGCCACACGAUGCAGCCACUGAACCGCAAGAAGAUGCUGCUCACACGGCGCUGCCAGCGGCAUGCCACGGCCGCGCUCUACGACGGGGCAGCCACCACAACGGAAACCUCCGACGACGAGGAGUACAUGCAGCAGGGCAGCGAGCAGUUCGUGCUGCGGAAGCUGCGAUACCACAGCGAGUCCGAGGACGGUGGGCAGGACGAGGAGACGGAGGACGAGUGCGAGGAGCGGCAACACCGAGUGCCCAUUAGUCUGGUGCUGCUCAUCCUCAUGUGCUACAUCAGUGCGGGCACCGUGAUCUUCGCCCUUUGGGAGGACUGGUCCCUGGUGGACGGCGCCUACUUCUGCUUCGUGACGCUCUCGACGAUCGGCUACGGUGAUUUCGUGCCCGCCCGCAGCUUCAACGGACCAGCGCUCCAGCUGUAUGCCUGCUGCGCCUACCUGUUGCUCGGCCUCGUCCUGGUGGCCAUGUCCUUCAGCAUCCUCGAAACGCAGCUCAUGUGGAAGUGCAGGAGGAUAGCGGUGCGACUGAAGCUGACCCGCACCGAUUGAAACUUAGUCUGUCUCCGUUCAGAAAACUCCAAUCACUAAUCUAAAGCAAUUCCCAUUCCUCCUCAUGCUUGAACCAUUCUAGGAUAAGUUUACUGUAUAAUCCAUACAGGCAUCAACUAGCCCCGUCUCUGUGUAAAUUCGUCUGCCUAGAAAUGUAAUGCGUACUCGUAUGUUGUCUGAGAUUCAAAUGAAUUUGUGUAAAUAAAUAAAUGG
Messenger RNA from Drosophila guanche, 3622 nucleotides. RefSeq lists its product as uncharacterized. The transcript has 7 exons. Gene Ontology annotation, molecular function: potassium ion leak channel activity. NCBI's taxonomy places the organism in Eukaryota, Metazoa, Arthropoda, Insecta, Diptera, Drosophilidae. Gene Ontology annotation, cellular component: membrane. The coding region runs from base 569 to 3409 and encodes 946 amino acids. Gene Ontology annotation, biological process: potassium ion transmembrane transport; stabilization of membrane potential. The record is from RefSeq and is a predicted model, not a curated record.